GGUCAGCCUGUGUCCGCGAUGAACGCCUCGUGCUUCCUGCCCUCGUCUCAGCCCGGGCAGCCUAACGGCUCGGAGUGCCUGGACGCCCCCUCCUCCGGCAACCAGAGCAGGUACUGCGAGCAGGUGUUCAUCCAGCCCGGGGUGUUCCUGGCGCUGGGCAGCGUCAGCCUGCUGGAGAACAUCCUGGUGAUCCUGGCGGUGGCCCGCAACAGCAACCUGCACUCGCCCAUGUACUUCUUCCUCUGCAGCCUGGCCGCGGCCGACAUGCUGGUGAGCGUGUCCAACGCCCUGGAGACCGUCAUGAUCGCCGUGGUCAACAGCGGCUCGCUGGCCCUGGAGGACCGCUUCCUGCAGCACAUGGACAACAUCUUCGACUCGAUGAUCUGCAUCUCGCUGGUGGCCUCCAUCUGCAACCUCCUGGCCAUCGCGGUGGACCGGUACGUCACCAUCUUCUACGCGCUGCGCUACCACAGCAUCGUGACGGUGCGCCGGGCGCGCGCCCUGAUCGUGGCCGUCUGGCUGUGCUGCGGCGUCUGCGGCGUCGUGUUCAUCGUCUACUCGGAGAGCAAGAUGGUCAUCGUGUGCCUCGUCACCCUGUUCUUCGCCAUGCUGCUGCUCAUGGGCACCCUCUACGUGCACAUGUGCCUCUUCGCGCGGCUGCACGUGCGGCGCAUCGCCGCGCUGCCCCCCGCCGUCGGGGCGGCCCCGCCGCAGCGCUCGAGCCUCAAGGGCGCCGUCACCAUCACCAUCCUGCUGGGCGUCUUCGUCAUCUGCUGGACCCCCUUCUUCCUCCACCUCGUGCUCAUCAUCACCUGCCCCACCAACCCCUCCUGCGUCUGCUACGCCGCGCACUUCAACACCUACCUGGUGCUUAUCAUGUGCAACUCCGUCAUCGACCCGCUCAUCUACUCCUUCCGCAGCCCCGAGCUGAGGAGCACCUUCCGCGAGAUCCUGUGCGGCUGCCCCAGCGUGAGCCUGGGCUAGGACGCGGGCCGGAGGCCAGUCCCUCCGGCCACUGCUGACCCUCCAGCCAGCUAAGGUUUUUAGAGAGAAGAGGGGCGGGAUCGAAGACGCCAGAAUGUGUGAACA
Myotis myotis is the source of this 1089-nucleotide messenger RNA. RefSeq names its product melanocortin 3 receptor (gene MC3R). Lineage: Eukaryota; Metazoa; Chordata; Mammalia; Chiroptera; Vespertilionidae. Gene Ontology annotation, biological process: G protein-coupled receptor signaling pathway. Gene Ontology annotation, molecular function: peptide hormone binding; melanocyte-stimulating hormone receptor activity. The record is from RefSeq and is a predicted model, not a curated record. Gene Ontology annotation, cellular component: membrane. The transcript has a single exon. Bases 19 to 984 code for a protein of 321 amino acids.